This is a messenger RNA of Paraphaeosphaeria sporulosa, 461 nucleotides long. RefSeq lists its product as uncharacterized. The coding region runs from base 99 to 365 and encodes 88 amino acids. The record is from RefSeq and is a predicted model, not a curated record. The transcript has a single exon. NCBI's taxonomy places the organism in Eukaryota, Fungi, Ascomycota, Dothideomycetes, Pleosporales, Didymosphaeriaceae.
CGGUCAGGUGGUUCAGCGUUCCCAGCUGGUCGUCCGGACCCCAGAGGCACCUCCAUUUCCCCGUUGGGCCUGACAUGUCACGGGCAAGUUGGAGAACGAUGGGUAUGGGCGCUGCUCACAGUCGCGCUAGCAAUGCUCUGUGGGCUCGCAGAUCCCGUAAGGCAGAACGUGGGUACGUUGUACUUCACUAUCGUGCUCGCGCAGAUAGGGACCUACCCGCUACUAUCCUGCAUCAGCGCGUGGACUGGCAACAGCCUCGCCCCUCAUGGAAGCGCUCGAUUGGACUUAAGUGGACGCUGGCAGCGGGAAACAUUGGAAGCUUGAUCGGGACGAAUAUUCUCCCGAUUAAAGAAUCACCCAGAUAGCAGACGGGAUACGGUGUCUCACUGGGUUCACCUUUCUUGGAUUUCUGGCUGCGAUUGUGCUCGAGCUCACGCUGGAGGUUAAGAAUAAGAAUAAGA